AGAAGAGAGAGAGAUUUGGGGAUAUGCUAGCGUCACUUGCGGUUGACAGAUGACCGCCGGAUUUUGCUUCACCGGCCACCGUUUCUUAUAUCCCAUCAGAACCAGAAGAACACUCACACACAUUAACAAUCUCCAAGUGAAGUAUUUAAAUUUCCAAACUUUUUAAUAUCGUUUCUGGGAUUGGUGUUUCUUCUUCCGAACGUGAAGACUCUUUCGGUGCUGUUCUUUCUCACAACCCAGGACUCACUCUUCUGUGUGUAUAAAAUACGCGAAAUGAUCAACGAUCCGUGGAACCAUUCAAACCCCUUUUCGUGAAGGUGAAAGCAUUCUGAUUUUUUGCUUUUUUGUAUCGAUUGAUCGUGAACCCAGCAGCAAUGGAGACGGCGAAAGCGAAGCCCAAGAACCGCAGCUCGAUGAAGAAACAUGUAUCCGUGACGAUGGAGCAUGUUCUGUUGGCGCUGCGUGAGACCAUGGAUGAGAGAGAGAUCAGGAUUCGUAGUUUGUUUGAUUUCUUCGACAAUUCGAAUUUAGGGUUCUUAGAUUACGCCCAGAUCGAAAAGGGACUUGCUUCGCUUCAGAUUCCUCCCGAGUACAAGUACGCUAGGGAUUUGUUUAGAGUCUGCGACGCUAAUCGUGAUGGCCGUGUUGAUUACCACGAGUUUCGUAGAUACAUUGAUGCUAAGGAGCUUGAGCUCUACAGGAUUUUUCAAGCCAUUGAUGUUGAGCACAAUGGCUGCAUUUUGCCUGAGGAGCUUUGGGAAGCUCUUGUCAAGGCCGGCAUUGAGAUCGAUGAUGAGGAACUCGCUCGUUUUGUUGAGCAUGUUGAUAAGGACAACAAUGGAACUAUAACAUUCGAAGAGUGGAGAGAUUUUCUUUUGUUAUACCCUCAUGAAGCCACCAUUGAGAACAUAUAUCAUCACUGGGAAAGGGUGUGCUUGAUAGACAUUGGGGAGCAAGCUGUUAUACCAGAUGGUAUAAGCAAACAUGGCAAAAGAAGCAGAUUACUUCUUGCUGGUGGACUAGCUGGUGCUGUUUCUAGAACUGCUACUGCACCUCUUGAUCGACUGAAAGUUGUUUUGCAAGUUCAAAGGGUGCACGCAGGGGUCCUCCCAACGAUUAAGAAGAUAUGGAGAGAAGAUAAGUUGACAGGUUUCUUUAGAGGUAAUGGGUUAAAUGUCAUGAAGGUUGCUCCUGAAAGCGCCAUUAAGUUUUGUGCUUACGAAAUGCUAAAACCCAUGAUUGGGGGAGAGGACGGUGAUAUUGGUACAAGCGGGAGGCUUUUAGCAGGUGGAAUGGCUGGUGCGCUAGCUCAAACUGCUAUUUACCCUAUGGAUCUUGUGAAGACUCGGUUACAGACUUGUGUCAGUGAAGGUGGAAAGGCACCAAAGUUAUGGAAGCUCACAAAGGAUAUAUGGGUUCGAGAGGGACCUCGGGCAUUCUACAAGGGUCUCUUUCCUUCUCUUCUUGGGAUUAUCCCUUAUGCAGGAAUCGACCUCGCUGCAUAUGAAACGUUUAAAGACUUGUCUAGGACAUAUAUUCUACAUGACACUGAGCCAGGUCCGCUAAUACAGCUGAGCUGUGGAAUGACAUCAGGAGCUCUUGGAGCAUCAUGUGUUUACCCGUUACAGGUAGUAAGAACAAGAAUGCAAGCGGAUAGUUCAGAGACGACAAUGAAGCAAGAGUUUAUGAAAACAAUGAGAGGCGAAGGUCUGAGAGGUUUCUACAGAGGACUCUUACCCAAUCUGCUCAAAGUAGUUCCAGCCGCAAGCAUCACGUACAUUGUUUAUGAAGCUAUGAAGAAAAAUAUGGCUCUUGAUUAGCCCAAAUACGUUGGUAAAAUUUUCUCCGGGUUAGAUUAUUCUUUUUUGUCCCCAAGGGUUCACUCUAGGUUAUUAUAUGUGAGAAAACAAAAACAAGACAGAGAUUGAAACAUGUCUGUUCGUUGGUGUGUUCAGUAUAACUCACUUCUCCAUAAAGGAUUUUGAAUCAUUAUAAAGUAUUAAUGAACU
Molecule: messenger RNA, 2009 nt
Organism: Capsella rubella
Lineage: Eukaryota; Viridiplantae; Streptophyta; Magnoliopsida; Brassicales; Brassicaceae
Product: calcium-binding mitochondrial carrier protein SCaMC-1
Exons: 4
Coding region: 375-1820 (481 amino acids)
Biological process (GO): transmembrane transport
Molecular function (GO): ATP transmembrane transporter activity; calcium ion binding
Source: RefSeq, a predicted model, not a curated record